GUACAUAAAUAAUAAAAUGUAUAUACCUUGGCGAUUGCUCACCGCUCUAUCAUUAUUAUAUUAUAUAUAGGACAUUAGGACGUAUUUCGACUAUUAUUACUAUUACUAUUACUAUUAUUAUUACUAUGUUAUUCUCGCCGCGGCCGCGAUAGAGUUGAGCAACAAGUUGUUUUUUUGCUUUGCUUGCGUUUUGAGACUUUGAGUUGCAAGUUGCGAUUGAGUGGUCGAAAAAUUCGUAUUUCUCAUUCCGAAUUCCGUGACGAUGAACGUAAACAAUAAUUAUCGUUUUUGAAAGUGGCACACGAUGAGCUUCUCCAGCCAGAUAUUUCGUUCACCGGAGUACACGAGCUUCAGGUGCAACGUGCCUCUCAAGCAGAUCUUACUGGACGACACCGGCACGAAUAAGGGAUGGAGAGUGUACGACACGGGUCCACGUUCAGUUGAGACCCCGUUGGUGUUCUUGCAUCCAGUUAGUGGACGGGCCGAAGUCUUUUUCAAACAAUUGCUAACCCUCAGUUCAAAAGGCUAUCGAGUCAUAUCAGCUGAAAAUCCACCUUAUUGGAGUGUUACUGAAUGGUGUGAAGGAUUCAUGCAACUGUUAGAUCAUAUGGAUAUUAAACAAGUGCAUUUAUUUGGUGCUUCAUUAGGUGGAUUUUUGGCUCAAAAGUUUGUAGAGUUUUCUACAAUUGUUCAUCAACCUAGAGUGGUAUCGCUAUUCUUGUGCAACUCUUUUACUGAUACAUCAAUAUUCAAAUAUAAAGAUGCUGCUGUUUUGUUCUGGAUUUUACCUGCAAUGGUGCUCAGAAAAAUGGUGCUAUCAAAUUUUUCAUCAAGAGAAACAUUUUAUGAUACCCGGAUAAUGGAUUCAAUAGAUUUUAUGGUUGAACUGAUUGAAUCAUUAUCACAGGCUGAUCUAGCAUCUCGUUUGACCAUAAACUGUUUGAAUAGCCGCGUCAAUACAUCACUGAUGAGAGGUUUAAAAAGUGUCACUCUUAUGGAUGUAUUUGAUGACUAUGCCUUAGGUUCGCCCAUUAAGGAAAAAAUUUACCAGGAAUAUCCUGACGCUAAACUGGCUCAACUCAAGUCUGGCGGUAAUUUUCCUUACCUAAGUCGCAGUGAUGAAGUUAAUUUACACUUGCAGAUACAUUUGAGGAAAUAUGAUGGUACUCCUUAUAGUGCAAGUGACAACAUCCCCAAUACAGAGUAAUUCAUACAGUGUAUCACCAAAAACUGCUCAAUAUUUAUCCAUUAUUACUGACCAAUUUGCUGAAUAAAAGUACGCUGUGAAACAGUUUGGCCAAUUUAUAAAUACAUAAUAUA
Molecule: messenger RNA, 1320 nt
Organism: Myzus persicae (green peach aphid)
Lineage: Eukaryota; Metazoa; Arthropoda; Insecta; Hemiptera; Aphididae
Product: maspardin-like
Exons: 7
Coding region: 305-1207 (300 amino acids)
Source: RefSeq, a predicted model, not a curated record